CGGCAGCUUCGCGCUUUGGCCCCCCGCGCGGCCCGUCGCCCGGCGCCGCGGCGGGAAAAUCCGACUGGGCCUUCCCGGCCGCCGCCUCUUUCUGUCAUCGCGGGCCUGCCAGGAUCCGCUCGCGGUGAUGAUGGAGGAGGAGAAGGGGGCCGAGGAGCAGCAGCGAUUCUCUUACCAACAGAGGCUAAAGGCAGCGGUUCACUACACUGUUGGCCAUCUUUGUGAGGAAGUUGCGUCGGACAAAGAGAUGCAGUUCAGCAAACAAACCAUUGCAGCGAUUUCGGAGGUGACUUUUCAACAGUGCGAAAAUUUUGCCAGAGACCUUGAAAUGUUUGCAAGACAUGCGAAAAGAAGCACCAUUAACACUGAAGAUGUGAAGCUCUUAGCCAGGAGGAGUAAUUCACUGCUAAAAUACAUCACAGAGAAAAAUGAAGACAUCGCUCAGUUUAACCUGGAACGAAAAGCAAAGAAGAAAAAGAAGUUAGAGGAUGAAAACAAAAAUUCAGUGGAGCCAGCAGAGGCUAGUGUAGUGGAAAGUGAGAAUUAAAGUCUGUCGCCGUUUGGAAAAAGCAGCCUUCAGGUAGAGCCACUAAAAACACGUAUUGCCAACAAAGGGUUUUGAAAGGGUAAGUGGAGAUUACAAAAAAAAAAGGCUUGGGGGCUUUUUGUACUGUAUUGUCCAAGUCACUGACUGCAAAAGGUGGUUUAAAAGAGAACUGGAAACUCUUAAGCAAAAUACUCCCAUGUCUUACUGAAGCACAUGAAAAAAGUGUGUGUUUGAAUGGUAUAUAUUGGAAAUUGUAUCUAU
Messenger RNA from Balaenoptera ricei (Rice's whale), 808 nucleotides. It is a transcript of the gene CENPS, whose product is annotated as centromere protein S. Bases 128 to 547 code for a protein of 139 amino acids. The transcript has 5 exons. The record is from RefSeq and is a predicted model, not a curated record. Lineage: Eukaryota; Metazoa; Chordata; Mammalia; Artiodactyla; Balaenopteridae. Gene Ontology annotation, molecular function: protein heterodimerization activity; chromatin binding. Gene Ontology annotation, biological process: replication fork processing; resolution of meiotic recombination intermediates. Gene Ontology annotation, cellular component: FANCM-MHF complex; Fanconi anaemia nuclear complex.